Molecule: messenger RNA, 1023 nt
Organism: Cantharellus anzutake
Lineage: Eukaryota; Fungi; Basidiomycota; Agaricomycetes; Cantharellales; Hydnaceae
Product: D-isomer specific 2-hydroxyacid dehydrogenase
Exons: 5
Coding region: 1-1023 (340 amino acids)
Molecular function (GO): NAD binding; oxidoreductase activity, acting on the CH-OH group of donors, NAD or NADP as acceptor
Source: RefSeq, a predicted model, not a curated record
AUGUCCCAUCUCGACCCAUACGCGCACGUUGGCAAUGGCCUGACCCAGAUCGCCGUCCUUGACGACUAUCAACACGUCGCUUUGAAGUUCACAGACUGGUCGGCCAUUCUUCCUCGAGCCAGUGUUGACCUCUUUGACACCACCAUUCAAAUUUCCGAUAUUGACAAACUCGUGAAUCGUCUUGAGAAAUACGAGAUCAUCGUCACGAUGCGCGAGAGAACCAAAUUCCCUCGACAGCUUUUGGAGAGGUUACCGAAAUUGAAACUAUUGACCACAACUGCGCCGAAGAAUGCCAGCAUCGAUGUACAGGCUGCCUCUGAUCACGGUAAGACUGUUGUGGGGACGGGGUAUCAUGGAAAAGGAACUGCAGAACAUGCUUGGGCGCUGCUUUUGGCGACUGUCCGAGGUCUCGCUCACGAACACGUUAAUACAGUGAACGGGGCUCCAUCCUGGCAGAGCGUCGUUCCUACCUCUCUCCGUGAGAAGAAGCUCGGCAUUGUCGGCCUUGGCAAUCUAGGGAAACUCACGGCGAAUUUUGGAAAAGCCUUUGGAAUGGAAGUUCAAGCUUGGUCGCCGAACUUGACCCAGGAACGCUGCGAUGCCGAAGGUGUCAAAUUUAUCCCCACCAAGGAAGAACUUUUCAAGACCUCUGACGUGAUCUCAAUUCAUAUUGUGCUUUCAUUGAGUUCCGUCGGAUUGAUCGACUACUCCACCCUCUCCUUGAUGAAACCCACCGCCUUUCUCAUCAACACCUCUCGAGGUCCACUCAUUAAAGAAGCUGAUCUCAUUCGGGCCAUUAAGGAAGGGAUCUUUGCUGGUGUAGGGCUCGACGUAUUUGACACCGAACCCCUGCCGCUUGACCAUGAGUUGAGGGCGUUGGCGAAGGAUAGGAGGGUCACUUUGACCCCACACGUCGGAUAUGUGGAUGAGAACCUUUAUUCGAUCUUCUGGGGAGACACCGUCGAUAACAUCAAUGCAUACCUCGAUGGGAACAGAGGGGCGCUCAAGGUGAUACGUAAUUGA